Dermatophagoides pteronyssinus (European house dust mite) is the source of this 3214-nucleotide messenger RNA. Its product is annotated as PP2C-like domain-containing protein CG9801. Lineage: Eukaryota; Metazoa; Arthropoda; Arachnida; Sarcoptiformes; Pyroglyphidae. The record is from RefSeq and is a predicted model, not a curated record.
UCUAAUUUCCAUUUUCAUUUAAAACCUUUUUUACAUUCUCUCGGUGUGUGUAGGUUGUGUGUGGAUUCAAUUGUUUGUUUUGCAAAGAAACAAUAAAAAAAAGAUAACAAAUAAACAAACAAACAAACAAAAAAGAACAUAAAAUCAAAUGCAUUAAACAUGCCUACAUUAAUUGGUCGUUUCAAUGAAUUGCUACAUAAUCUUUCCUCAUCAUCAUCAACAUCAACAUCGAAUCAUUCAUCGGUACCAUCAUCAACAACAACAACAACAACAAGACAACAUCAUCCACCAUCAAGAUCAAGUUCGAAUCGUAUUGUAUCUACUGAUAAUUCUUCGAAAAGGCAAAUUGUAAAACGAUCUAGUUCAAGUCGUCCACAACAACAACAAUGCAACAAAUCAAUAACAACAACAAAAACGGUGAAUAGUACAAAUCAUCCACAUAAUAAUAAUAAUAAUCGCCGUCAUGGUUCGGUGGUUACGGGUAACAAUAGAUCUUCUGAACAAGAAAGAGGUAUGACCGGUAAUCGACAUCGGGCUAGUUCUUGUAUCAACAAUUCUCAUCAUCAUCAACAACAACAACAACCACAGCAACAACAUCGUCAUCUAAGUCAUCAUUCUUCAUCAAAAACAACAACAACAACAACAAAACCAAAAUCAUCUUCUCGUGAAUCGAAUUCGAAUUCUAGUAGUGGUGGUGCUGGUGGUGGUAAGCUUCAACAACAAAAAUCACAUCAUCAUCAUCGAAGACAUUCGAUUGCUAGCAUGUCGAGUAUUUCGAAUAAUAAUAAUAAUAAUAACAAUAAUUCACAUCAAUCCAAUUCAAAUUCACCAUCAAAAGCAACCAAUAAUAGUUCGAUAACAAUGAUUAAUAACCGUAAAGAUUCCAAUAGGAUUGAAAAGAAUAAUAACAACAAUAACAACAACAACAACAAUAAUGGCUAUAAAUCUUGUAUAGCUACAAAACCAUUAAAAUCGAUAAAUCAUAAUGAUAAUGUUAUUGUUGAUGAAUCAUUGACAAGUAUGUUGGUUCGUAAAAUGAAAAUUGGUGCCAUUACCCGACGAAAUCAUCAAAAUCAUCAUAACCAUAAUCAACCAACGACAGAAAUUUUUCAUAAAAAAAUUUCAAAAAUUUCAAAAAAAGAUGUUGAAUCUGAUGAUUUGAUUGAUGGUGAAACAAAAGGUUGUUUCAUUAAUCGUUAUCUAGAUGGAUAUUUAACAAAAAAUCAUCCGGAUAUAAUAUCGGGAAAAACCUGCUAUGAUAUGCCUAUUAAAGAGAUUGAAUUAUUAGAGACAAAUAUUGUUUCUGCUUGUACUGGUCCAAGUGAUGGUCUUCUAACCAUUCAUUCAUCAUCAAAACCAUUCGAAAUUGCAUUAGAUGAUGGUAUUGAUUUUAUUGAUGAAGAUUAUCCUGAUUCAUCACUUUCAUCGAAUGGAUGUUCAGAUCAUCAUUCAUCACCACAAAAUUCGGCCAAAUUAUCCACUUCAUCCGAUGUUAUAUCAUCAACAGAUACUGGUGAUGUUAUAACAUUUUCCGAUGUAUCUGAUAGACAAACUAAAUCAUCAUCAUCAUCAUCAUCAAAUAAUCAUGAGACAAUAAUCAUCGAACCUGUUGCUGGUGUCAACAAUUGGAAUCGAUUCGAUGAUUUUGCUUAUGGUAUUUCAACUACAUUAUAUGAAUCACACCCUUCAACAAAACAAAGAGCCGGUGAUCCGAUUGCCGAUUCAUAUGCAAUAUGUGUACGAGAAAAUAGCGCUAUUUUGGCAUUAGCCGAUGGUGUAAAUUGGGGUGAAAAAGCAUGUCUAGCAUCAAGAUGUGCCAUACAUGGAUGUGUUGAUUAUCUAAACAAAGCAUUAUAUUCAGCUGCAACUGAUUCAACUCGAUCUCGAAACACCAUGGACAUAUUUAUUGCUCUAUUACGUUCAUUUAAUGCUGCACAUAAUAUGAUAUUAGCACAAGGUGGCCAUUUAACAACACUUUGUGCAGCCGUAAUUUGUCAAUUGAAAGAUUCGGAUCGUUUUAUUGUAUGUACUUGUAAUGUGGGCGAUAGUUUGGCCUAUGUUUAUAGUAAAAAAUAUGGUGUUCGAGAAAUAACACAAGGAUCACAUGAUAUAUUUUCAAUGCGUGAUAUGAGAGAUGCAUUGGGAGCAUUAGGACCUGUAUCAGGUUCUGAACCUGAAUUAAAUAAUCUUACAGUUGCAAUGACUAUUGUUGAUGUUGAUGAUAUUGUCUUUCUAACAUCGGAUGGUAUAUCGGAUAAUUUUGAUCCUGUUGUGGGAAAAUUUGCUAUACCAAAAAAAGAUUUAACAAAAAAUUGUGAUGUGAAUGAUAAUCAUAUGGAUGCUAAAAUAUUGGUCGAUAAUUCAAGAAAAAAUAACAAUGAUAAUGAAACAAAUUGUGAAAAAACUAGUUAUAUGGCUAAACGAAUGAAAGUAAGAAAACUUGUACAAAGAUCAAAUAGUAACCCAGAAAAAAGUAGUGCAAAAUAUCUAAAUUAUACAUCGAAAGGUUUACCAUUGGUUUCGGCACAACAACGUCAUGAAUUGACAUUACUUCGUAUGGAAGAUCUCAUUAUGAAUGGUGUAAAUGGAAUUUCAUCAUUUAUUCAUAAUAAUGGUGAACAUUCAUCGAACCAUAAUAAUAAUAAUAAAAAUUCAAAAAAUAAUAAUAAUCAAAUAACUGCCAAAGAUCUCUGUUUAUUGAUGGUUGAUUUCUCAACCAAAUUAACAAUGGCUAAACGAAGAAUACUUGAAGAUCCGGAUCUUUAUACAGAUGACGAUAAUAAUGGUAAUGAUAAUGAUGGUGAUGAUGCAUUCGAUAAACAACGACGAAGAAGACGUAUGGUUGGACAGAAAUUAGCACAGUUACCUGGCAAAUUAGAUCAUGCAUCAAUCGCUGCCAUUCAAGUUGGAUUCUAUGGUUCAUUAAGAAAUAAAAAAUCAAAUAUUUAUACAACAAAUGAUAUUAAAACAACACCAAUGAACAGACAAUUCAAUUCAAAGCAGCAUUCCUUGGAAGCUCGAUAUAAUCUCAAAUUAAAAGCAACAUUGGCCAGAUUUGAAUCACAAGAUUCAUUGGAAAGCAUCACUGAAUCUGGUCCUAUUUAAACAAUUUACCUGUUUUUUUCUCUCAAAUCUAGGAAUAUAUUUUGGAUUUUUGUUUUUUGAAACAUUUAUUAGCUAAUAAUCAUGUCCGGUGAUGUUUUUUUUUCUGUUC